Drosophila eugracilis is the source of this 3581-nucleotide messenger RNA. RefSeq names its product UDP-N-acetylglucosamine--peptide N-acetylglucosaminyltransferase 110 kDa subunit (gene sxc). The record is from RefSeq and is a predicted model, not a curated record. The transcript has 9 exons. Gene Ontology annotation, molecular function: protein N-acetylglucosaminyltransferase activity; protein binding. NCBI's taxonomy places the organism in Eukaryota, Metazoa, Arthropoda, Insecta, Diptera, Drosophilidae. Gene Ontology annotation, biological process: protein O-linked glycosylation. The coding region runs from base 208 to 3369 and encodes 1053 amino acids.
GCUGAGUCGAUUUUGAUUAAUGUAGAAACCACUUUAUUUAGAGAUGGUUAUCAGUUAACCAUUUUUAGCUUACAAAUUACAUUACUCUUAAAUGGUAUAACAUGUAAAUCGCAUCACAUUUGCUUAGACUAAGGAUGGCUUAUUGGUUUUAGACAAUUUUUACCAUCGUUGGAUGUAAAUGUAUGUAAAACAAACAAAGAAAAGAAUAUGCAGUCUCAAGGACAGAGUCAACAAUUAUCGCAGCCACAAUCCGCGGCCCAUACAUCAUUACAACAAAAUACAAACGCAACUGGAAAUAAUAUAGUCGGAAAGCAAAAUGAUCUUCAACCUCUUUCAUCUAUUGGUUUACUCGAGUUGGCUCACAGAGAAUACCAAGCUGUUGACUAUGAAAGUGCAGAAAAACAUUGCAUGCAAUUAUGGCGUCAAGAUAGUACAAACACUGGAGUCCUAUUAUUGUUGUCAUCUAUUCAUUUUCAGUGUAGGAGACUUGAUAAGUCAGCACAAUUCUCAACACUAGCAAUUAAACAAAACCCGUUGUUGGCCGAAGCGUAUAGUAAUUUAGGAAAUGUGUAUAAAGAGCGUGGCCAAUUGCAAGAAGCUCUAGACAACUAUCGCAGAGCUGUACGCUUAAAACCUGACUUUAUUGAUGGAUACAUAAAUUUGGCUGCUGCAUUAGUAGCUGCGCGUGACAUGGAGUCUGCUGUUCAAGCAUAUAUUACAGCAUUACAAUACAAUCCAGAGCUAUACUGUGUGCGAAGUGAUCUUGGAAAUCUGCUUAAGGCCUUAGGUCGUCUGGAAGAAGCCAAAGCCUGUUACCUGAAAGCAAUUGAAACAUGUCCGGGCUUCGCAGUUGCAUGGAGUAAUUUAGGAUGCGUAUUCAACGCUCAAGGAGAAAUUUGGUUGGCAAUACAUCAUUUCGAAAAAGCUGUUACUCUUGAUCCCAACUUUUUGGAUGCAUACAUAAAUUUGGGAAAUGUUCUAAAGGAGGCAAGAAUUUUUGAUAGAGCUGUCGCUGCCUAUUUACGUGCUUUAAACCUAUCCCCAAACAAUGCUGUUGUUCAUGGAAAUUUAGCAUGUGUUUACUAUGAACAAGGUCUUAUUGAUUUGGCUAUCGACACAUAUAGGAAGGCGAUUGAGCUGCAGCCAAAUUUUCCCGAUGCAUAUUGCAAUCUUGCAAACGCUCUUAAAGAGAAAGGGCAGGUGAAAGAAGCUGAGGAUUGCUAUAACACUGCCUUAAGACUGUGUUCAAAUCAUGCAGAUUCACUUAAUAAUUUAGCUAACAUAAAAAGAGAGCAAGGAUAUAUUGAAGAAGCUACUAGACUCUAUUUGAAAGCUUUGGAAGUGUUUCCAGAUUUUGCUGCUGCCCAUUCAAACCUAGCAUCUGUUUUGCAGCAGCAAGGAAAACUAAAAGAAGCACUAAUGCAUUAUAAGGAAGCUAUCCGAAUCCAGCCCACAUUUGCGGAUGCAUAUUCAAAUAUGGGAAAUACUCUUAAAGAAUUACAAGACGUGAGCGGUGCACUUCAAUGCUACACCAGAGCAAUUCAAAUUAACCCAGCAUUUGCUGAUGCGCACAGUAAUUUGGCAAGCAUACACAAAGAUUCCGGAAAUAUUCCCGAAGCAAUUCAAUCUUAUCGAACCGCUCUGAAGCUAAAACCAGAUUUUCCUGAUGCAUAUUGUAAUUUGGCUCACUGUUUGCAAAUUGUCUGUGAUUGGUCUGACUAUGAAAUCCGAAUGAAAAAAUUAGUUAGUAUAGUUGCCGAGCAGCUUCAAAAAAACCGUUUACCCUCAGUGCAUCCACAUCACUCAAUGCUUUAUCCUUUGUCACAUGACUAUCGUAAAUCAAUUGCAGCGCGGCAUGCUAAUUUGUGCUUAGAAAAAGUCCAUGUGCUACAUAAAAAUCCGUAUAAUUUUUUAAAGAAAUUGCCAGCUUCUGGAAGGCUACGCAUAGGUUAUCUAAGCUCGGAUUUUGGAAAUCACCCAACGUCACAUUUAAUGCAAUCUGUGCCAGGUCUCCAUGAUCGUUCAAAGGUAGAGAUUUUUUGUUAUGCUUUAAGUCCAGAUGAUGGUACAACAUUUCGUUACAAAAUUAGUCGAGAAUCAGAAAACUUUGUGGAUCUAUCACAAAUUCCGUGUAAUGGAAAAGCAGCAGAUAAAAUAUUUCAUGACGGUAUACACAUUUUGGUUAAUAUGAAUGGUUACACGAAGGGCGCGAGGAAUGAAAUAUUUGCUCUUCGUCCUGCUCCAAUACAAGUAAUGUGGUUAGGCUAUCCCGGUACUAGUGGGGCAAGUUUCAUGGAUUAUAUUAUUACUGAUUCUGUAACUAGUCCAAUGGAAUUGGCUUACCAAUACAGCGAAAAAUUGUGUUAUAUGCCUCAUACAUAUUUUAUUGGUGACCAUAAGCAAAUGUUUCCACAUUUAAAGGAACGUAUAGUAGUGUGUGACAAACAGCAAUCUUCUGUUGUUGAUAAUGUAACGGUUAUAAAUGCCACAGAUUUAUCACCUCUUGUUGAAAAUACAGAUGUAAAGGAGAUUAAGGAAGUUGUUCACGCACAAAACCCAGUCGAAAUAACUCAUAAAGUCGCAGAAUUGCCGAACACAACACAAAUAGUAUCCAUGAUAGCGUCUGGUGAAGUUCAAACUUCUCUAAAUGGUGUUGUUGUUCAAAACGGCUUGGCUACUACACAAACAAACAAUAAAACCGCUACCGGUGAAGAAGUACCACAAAAUAUUGUUAUAACCACUCGUCGUCAAUAUAUGUUACCACAUGACGCUAUUGUAUACUGUAAUUUUAAUCAGCUAUACAAAAUUGAUCCACUGACACUUGAAUCUUGGAUAGAAAUUUUAAAAAAUGUGCCCAAGUCAGUUUUGUGGCUAUUAAGAUUUCCAGCAGUUGGUGAACAAAAUAUUAAAAAAACUGUCACUGAUUUCGGAAUAUCUCCUGAUAGAGUAAUAUUUUCCAAUGUAGCUGCUAAAGAAGAACACGUACGCCGAGGCCAAUUAGCAGAUAUAUGUCUUGACACUCCACUAUGCAAUGGUCACACUACAUCUAUGGACGUCUUAUGGACGGGUACUCCUGUGGUAACUUUACCAGGAGAGACGUUAGCCUCAAGAGUUGCUGCCUCUCAGCUUGCUACUCUAGGAUGUCCAGAGUUGAUAGCGCGUACAAGGGAAGAAUACCAAAAUAUUGCUAUACGUCUAGGCACAAAUAAAGAAUAUUUAAAAGCUUUACGAGCAAAGGUAUGGAAAGCUCGCGUGGAAAGUCCCCUCUUUGAUUGCUCACAGUAUGCCAAAGGAUUAGAAAAAUUAUUUUUGCGAAUGUGGGAAAAGUUUGAAAACGGUGAACUACCCGAUCAUAUUUCUGCGGUAUAAGAAUAUAAUGUACUGCUUAGAUUUGAAUCAUAAGCUAUUCAUAUAAUUUUAACAUAACAGAAUUUUGUAUAAUCUACACAUGUGUUAUAUAACCUAAUUUUUAUGCGUUAAAAGCCAGCAAAACUGCAUACCCAAUUUCUUUCAGGAAGACCUACUAUAAAGAUGUUACUUUUUAUGAGAAAUAAAUACAUAUAUGUAAAUGAAAAGUAAAA